Messenger RNA from Ciona intestinalis (vase tunicate), 4034 nucleotides. The record is from RefSeq and is a predicted model, not a curated record. Lineage: Eukaryota; Metazoa; Chordata; Ascidiacea; Phlebobranchia; Cionidae.
UGACUCAUCAGAACCGCGCGAGCGUGUUUAUGAGUCAGCGGGUUUCUCUGUGACAUCAUAGGCAUCUAUGUUUACAUCGCGGCGUGCUCUGUAACUUUUGUUCCAAAGUUUUUGACGAAAAUGGAAGAUCGGGAAAAUAAUAUUGUUGAAUACGAUCGUCUAUCGUUACAAGAUUCAAGUGACAAUGGCUCUCCAAACAGAAAAGGCAAAAAAGGUAAAAAACUUGGUAUAUUCAGCUACAGAAGUCGUAAAACGGAACGAAAGAAAGAACAUUUUGUUAACGGUGAUUUCCAAAAAGAAGAAAUAAGUUCAACAUAUACAGAGGUACCCUGGUUUGUAACACAGGAGUCAAUACAUAGCACCCAUAUCACACAACGUGCACGCACAGGUUCCCAUUUACACCGGUCCCCCGCCAAGGAUGAUCGCAAACCACCAACACACAAGUUGCAUAUCAAGUUGAUUGGGGGGGAGGGGCUUGCUGCAAGGGAUUCUAAUGGCUUGAGCGACCCUUACGUGAAGAUACGCAUCAACAAUCGAACUGUGUAUAAAAGUAAAUGCUGCAAGUUAACCCUCGACCCACGAUGGGACGAAGACUUUGCGAUCGAGGUUGACAUGGAGGCGCACGUAGUGCUGCACGUGUAUGACAAAGACCGGGGGUUCACUGAUGACUUCAUGGGGGCUGCGGAAAUCGAUCUGGCAACACUGACGCAAAACCCUGAGGAGAUCAACCUCCAUUUAUCGGAUGAAAGCAGUGAAGAGGAAUUGGGAUAUAUCAAUAUUCAUGGUCAUCUUACAUCUGUCAAUCAUGAAGUCCCUGCUUUACAGCCUCAGCCAAUCAAAGAAGAAGUGAUCACCCAAGCGGAAACCCCGGUUUUAUCGGCCAAGAAAGAUUUCGGGACAAUGAAACGUAACCAAGGUUCAGUCCGCGGCACCCGCCAUUUAUUCCCGGUUGCCAUCGCCACCGUGCAGCUUGUGUCCGGUAGUAACCUCCCCGCACGAGACGCCAAUGGGUUCUCGGAUCCCUACGUUAAGUUGAUGCUUGGCAAGUGGAAGAAGAAGAGUAAGGUUUGCUACAAGACAUUGAACCCGCUAUGGAAGGAGGAAUUCACCAUCCAACUUUGUAAUAAAGAAACUUCUAUGUUGGAUGUUACUGUGUGGGAUAAAGAUUCUUACAGGAAAGAUGAUUUUAUUGGGAGAUGUGAUUUGGAUCUAUGGAACCUUGAGCGCGAGGUCACCCAUUCAUUAAAACUGAACUUACUCGAUACAACGGGUAGUUUAUUAUUCCUUAUCACUGUGCAUGGGGUGGAUGCUGGCGAGAAUACAUUGACGUCAUAUGACCUGGGGAACCUAAGGUCCAGAUAUAACAAGAUGAAAACCUUUGAGGAUUUAUCGGACAUUGGUUUUGCUGAGAUCAAGAUAAUAUCGGCAAGUGGUUUGCGAGCUGCUGAUAUUAACGGGAAAUCCGACCCGUUCUGCGUUGUGCAGUUGUGCAAUGCAAGAGCUCAAACACAAACUUGUUAUAAGACAUUGGACCCGGUGUGGAACAGGGUGUUUACUUUCCCCAUCAAGGAUGUGCACGAUGUGUUCGAGUUGUUCAUCUUCGACAGCGAUAACGUAACGGACCGUGAGUUCCUCGGUCGCGCCUCCAUUCCUCUGCUCAACGCUGUUAAUGGGGAGGAACAUGUUUAUGCAUUGAAAGAUAGAAAGUUGAGAGAGAGGACAAAAGGAAACGUGACGAUACAGAUCAGUUACAUUUAUAACCCCAUUCGCGCUGCGAUUCGUACUUUCACCCCACGGGAGGAGAAAUACAUGGAGGAGGAUUGUAAGUUCAAGAAAGCUCUUCUUCUCAACAACUUCCAACGUGUAUGGCGACUCGUGCAAAGUAUAAUCGCGACAGCUGAGUUCGUAAACUCCUGCUUCACUUGGAAGAAUCCUCGCAGAAGUGGAAUUGCUUUCCUUGCGUUUCUAGUCAUAGUAUGGAACUUUGAAUUAUACAUGCUCCCAAUAUCAUUGUUGAUGCUUAUCAUGAAAACAUACGUUGAUGUGUUCGUUAGACGCCAACCACUAGCGGCAGUAGAGAGUGGGAAGUAUAAUGAUGAUGAUGAUGAAACAGAGGACGAACCGAACAAACCAAGUUUAAUGCAACGAAUAUCCGCACUACAAGAUGUGCUGACCAAAGUUCAAAAUAUCCUGGAUUAUAUUUCAUCGUUCGGGGAGAGGGUGAAAAACACAUUUUCAUGGAGAGUUCCUUUCCUAUCAUGGCUUGCUGUUUGUAUAUUCUGCUUGGUGGCUUUAGUGUUAUAUUUGUUCCCACUGCGAGCCAUAGUUCUGUUAUGGGGAAUCAACAAGUUCACUAAGAGGUUGCGGAAACCAGAUUUCGUUCCAAACAACGAAGUGAUGGAUUUCUUAUCAAGAGUUCCUUCCCAUGUACAAAUUGAUGACUUCAGGGAAAUCCCCAUCGAACAAGGAUCACCUAGGAGUUCUAAAAAGAAACGAUGAUAAUGACAUCAUAAUGAAAGACUAUGAUGACAUACUUGAUGACAUCAUCACACUAUGACGUCACGUAUGUUGUUUUUAACAAUACUCAUGACUGUUAAUAUGAUCUUUAUUGUCAAUAUUUCAAUUCUUUUUUCCUUUUUUUUUUUGGUUUAUUUGACUUUAACACAGCAAUAAUAAUAAUUACCAAGUGCUGGAAAACAGGGAUUCCUAAACAUCACACCACGAAGUCUUUGAAUCCCUGUUUUUGAAUCACAAGCUUCCACACACCAUGUUCCUUAACAUUGCCCACCAUGGGCGCCAAACCUGGGGUGGCAGGGUGGGCAGGCCAACCCUGGAACUUUCCACACUGCGUAAUUUAGUAAACAUUACAACCAAUAAUUUAGAUUUGCUUCACAGGAUUGUGUGUCUAACUAUAUUCCUGCCUCCCCUGUGUUUUACAAAGUUUGGCGGCUACGUUGCCCAUUAUUGAGCUUGUAAUAUUUGUUCCCACAUUUACUUGUUAACAUGGCAUGUUAGGAUGGCACAACUGUACAUAAUGUAACUAUAUAGUAGGGUGGGGUAAGAUAGAUACUGUAAGCACAUAAUAUCAACAAUUUCCUGAAUCGUGUUUUAACAAGGCUCUUUCAGAGUUGUGUAAUAAAAAUAUUCUUUGUUUACCACCAAAUGGGACGAUAAGAGGGAAUGAAAACAUGUACCAUCUUGCCCCAACCUACUAUGGGGAUGUUAUGCAUUACUUAGCAAUGCUAGCACAUAGUAUCUUACAUAAAUAUCCUAAUUUUAUUUUCGUUCCCAACAAUAUAUAUUGCAUUCAUAGUUGUCUAUUAUACUGUAGUUGUCGUGUAGUUCCCAUGUUAUAACGCAGCAAUAUUUAAUGAAACCAAAGACUAUUCAACCUCAAAGACUUAUUUUUAACAAUAAUCAUAAUGUUUAUGUAAAAAAAACACAGAAAUAUCAAAUCUUGUUUUUAUUUACUCUGUAAUUCAAUUUUUUUUAGAAAUAUUUCUUUUUUUUCUUCUUUUUUAAGUAACAGUUAAAACUUUUUGCCGUAUAGUUGAAAGAUAAUUCUACACAGUUUUGGAUCUUUUUUAACAUAUUUGCAAACUUUUUUAAUAAUAAAACGCUGUCCAAAAUUACACAAAGUUUUGUUUUCAUUUAAAAAUUGUUGAUCUUUCUGUAAAGACAAAAUUGUGCUUCUUUAUUUAAAAUACUGAAUUGCGUUAUUUAUAAAUGUUUUUUCGCUCUUUUUUUGUUUUUUUUCCAAAUCGUUAAAAUGACCAAAUUAACAAAUUUUCCAUAAUGUUUCGUUAUUUUUAUUUUUUUUAUUUUUCUUUUAAAAUAGAAACAAUUUUAAAAAGAAAAAUCAUAGUAUCAACUAUUAAGUAAUAAUUUCAUUCAUAUUUUCUUAAAAUAAGAGUGCGGGAAUAUUUAUGGUUCCAGUUAAUAUUGAGUUGUUUUGCACACUUUACCUUCUAUAUCCCAAGCAGCCGCGAUCAACUUGUUUAGUUUUUUAAUAAAUUUCAGACUUUAUGAUGUAU